Molecule: messenger RNA, 1601 nt
Organism: Homalodisca vitripennis (glassy-winged sharpshooter)
Lineage: Eukaryota; Metazoa; Arthropoda; Insecta; Hemiptera; Cicadellidae
Product: cilia- and flagella-associated protein 52-like
Exons: 10
Biological process (GO): mRNA splicing, via spliceosome
Cellular component (GO): U4/U6 x U5 tri-snRNP complex
Molecular function (GO): U6 snRNA binding; U4 snRNA binding; protein binding
Source: RefSeq, a predicted model, not a curated record
AAAAAUAUCAUCCAAGCAACCUCUUGAAGCUGAGAGGUACAGUCAAGGUGUUGGGGCAAUUUUGCUUCUAGAUGAUGACAGUAUCAUAGUUGGAGCUGGAGAUGGGACUGUGGACAUGGUCAGGGAGCGAGAUGUUAGUCCUGACAGUCUGAUACAAAAAGGACAUGGAAAAUUGAUCAAUCCAUCUCUUCCAAUGUUGAUUAUGAUCCGUUUCAUGUGGGCUCAACAGUUACAUCAGCUCAAAAAACUAGGAGAUGAACUUCUAAUUGGAACAAUUCAAUGUGAACUUUAUGUUAUUAACAUGAAAACAUUUUCUGUCAAACUAAUGGCCACAUGUCACACCUCUACAAUUUACGACAUCGCAUUUCCUAGUCAAUACUCUGAUGUGUUUGCAACUGCAAGCAAAGAUGAUGUUCGUGUAUGGAGUGUACAAACUUCUCAAGAGCUGUUGCGCAUUUCUGUUCCUAACUUUACCUGUUCUGGAGUGAUAUUUACACAUGAUGGAAAAGCAAUCAUUACUUCUUGGAAUGAUGGGACUAUCAGAGCAUUCACUCCUCAAUCAGGACGCCUAAUUUUCACCAUACUGAGUGCUCACAAUAAAGGUGUGUCAGCCAUCGCAAUUACUACAGACAACUGCAAGAUUAUCAGUGGUGGUGGGGAAGGACAGGUUAGAGUGUGGGAUGUGAAACCAUCCAUGCAGACACUCCAGUUUGUGCUGAAGGAACACAAAGGUCCUGUCUCUUCAAUAGACGUCAGCAAUACCAACAAAGAGGCAGUGACAGCCAGCACUGAUGGAACAUGCAUCAUUUGGAAUAUUGAAAGUGGCUCAAGACUAGCCAUUCUCUUCUCCUCAACUUUGUUCAUGUGUGUGCGCUACCACCCUAGUAGUUGCCAAGUAAUCACUUGUGGAACAAACAGAAUGAUUGGUUACUGGGAAAUAUUUGAUGGCUCUCUCAUAAGAGAAGUAGAAGGUUCAAAAUCGUCAGCUCUCAACACACUUGAUAUUACAGCAAAUGGAAAACACUUUGCUACUGGAGGAAGUGAUCAAAUUAUUAAGGUGUGGAAGUAUAAGGAAGGUAUCACUACUCAUGUCGGUGUGGGUCACGCAGGGGUUAUCACCGGGGUGAGAUUUAGUCCUGACCUGCGCACUAUUGUCAGCACGAGCGCUGAUGGAGCAAUCUUUCUGUGGCGCUGUCCUACCAUGGAGCAGCUGACGCCCCCGGGAACAGCUGACAGCAUCAGCUCCAGGAGCACAUGCAGUAUACGGGAGAGGAAAUUAAAGAACACUGAGAAUAUAUCACAAAUAUCUCCUACACAGAGUGUUCGAGCUCAUGGUGCACAAGAACAGGAACCUUCAAUGUGUCCAGCUGGCGGCUCAGUCAAGUGCUACUGCAGUGGAAAAUGCAAAUGUAAAGCAGGUUUCAACCAGUGAAUUUUCUUAUCUGGUGCAUGUUGUGGAAUCUAUCUGAAGGAAAAAUCAUAAUAAUAGAACAAGUUUUAUGGAAACUGCCAAUCACAGAUUUAAGUCAAAUUCGCAUAUGUGUUCCUAAAUAAAAUUGUUUUUCACAACAGCAUAAUAAAUUGCACAUUUUUACAACAAA